Xyrichtys novacula (pearly razorfish) is the source of this 5997-nucleotide messenger RNA. Lineage: Eukaryota; Metazoa; Chordata; Actinopteri; Labriformes; Labridae. The record is from the annotation of a GenBank genome assembly.
AGUGGAGACAGAUAGGUACAGGUAAGUGUUUUGUAUGUUCACAACAGCUUAAACUUAAUAUUAAAUCUGCUCGGACUUCUCCACUUUAACUUGUGUCUCUCAUAGAUAGUGCGGCUAAAUCAACCCCGACCGCCACACGACCUGUGAUCGUCUGUAAGCAACACAUCAUUAAUCUCAAUAAAAGUAUUUUUUUUUUCUCUGAAAUACUUUUCAGACUCAUCUGUUAACAUGUCGUGUUCAGUUUUUUAUCUAUACAAUCCUACAAUGACCCUUCAAUUUAUACACUUGUUGCUAGCUUCCUCAACCCUCAGCUACCUGACAUGGGGGAGAGUGGGGUGAGUUGAGCAACCCCCUGUUGCUUGGAAAUGGUAAAAGAAAUUAAUCAUGUGACAUGAAAAAUGGCUCGUCUUACCCCACUCUCCUCUACUGCAAAGGAGACUGAAGAGACCUCCGUUAAACGCUCCCUCCAAAAAUUCUUUAAGAGAGAAAAAAACUUCAAUCCUGCUUUUUGCCACUUAAAUGUGAGAGUGAUUUAUAUCAAGUAGCUCCUAUUAUAAGGCCAGUAUUAGGCUGCCAAAUACCUAUCAGUUUUGGUGUAUGUAUUUUCCAUUGUUAACAACAUUCACUGCAAAGUCUGCAGUGUGGCAUCAAAGAUUACAUUAAAAUAAUAAGUACUCAUUUAUCCCCAAAGGGAAAUUCAGACAGCAACAGUAUUGACUGACAAUGUGUAUUAUCAAAUAAAGAAAGCACUCUUCCAACUAUUUAUUUAUUUAUCAAUGCAGAGGUGGUGCAAAAGGCAAAAAAAAAUCAUUUAUUAAAGCUGUUAUUGACUUCAGUUAACCAUGUCAGUGUUCUAUGAGUUUUGGCUUUUAAUUUAUGUACUUUUCAAAUGUCUCUGUACAUGCCAAAGAGUGACAGUAGCAAAAUUAAAUACAUUUUAAAAGAGAGAGAGAGAGAGAAAAGAUUGUGCCCAAAACUGUGACUUUUUUACUUUUCAUUUUCCUUGGGAAUUUCAGAAAGCCUUGUGUCGAGUUUAUCUGAGGUGAUGUAAAACCGGAUAACUGUGGGGUAGCAGUCUUUCUAGAAAAGUAGCAAAGAAAAAUAAUCUUUAUUUUUAUCAGUGAGACACCCAUCAAGCUGCCAAACUAGCUGUUCCACCUGUCACUAACACUUUUGUCCACACCUAUUAGGUUUCUGAAAAAGUAUUAUCUGCAUACCACACAUUGUUGUGACGGGGUCAGACUCUUUGUACCUGCUGCAGGCUGCUAUAAAUGCCCGUUUCUCUUGCAGAGACACUCAUCGUUGAACUCUCAACUCAUCUCCAUCCUCCAUCCUCCAGCUCAACCUCUUAUCAUAGCUAUGUCUUUCAGCCACCGAAGCUACAGCUCCCGCAGCAUCUCCAGCUCCAGCCUGAGCGGAGGGAUGCCGCUGGUGGGAUCCGGUCAGGCUCGCAUUUCCUCCGGCUUUUUCCAGAGCCGCACGCCCAGCGUGUACGGGGGUGCUGGGGGCAUGGGGACCCGCAUCUCUCAGUCGAUCUUCUCCUCCGGGACUGCGGACUCGUUUGGGGAGAGUUCAGUGAUCACCAAUGAGAAGCUGACCAUGCAGAACCUCAAUGACCGUCUGGCUUCCUACCUGGACAAGGUAUGCCAUGAUGAUGAUGAUGAUGAUGAUGAUGAUGAUAAAGGUGUUAAGGAGGAUUAUCACAAACCAAACAUUAUUACUGCAUGACAGUUGAUCCAAACUGGACUUAGGGGAAAAUACAUUUGAGGUAUCUCCUCCUAAAACAGCUGAUGAAUUCAUGUCAAAUAUAGACCUAUGAUCAGACCUGAAACCCAGAUUCAUGAGUAACACCCACAAACUGUAAACUAUAGGGGACAGGUUUACAAUUCUUAAUGUAUGAGGUACAACAAGAGGUGAACAAGACCACUGAUGCAUGUUUUGCUGAGCUCACUGAUUCCUCUUAAUCGUGAGAUCACUCUUUUUGCUUGUACACAUUUUCAAAGUCAAAGAUCUCUGCACAUGAAAACAGGUCAGUCAGUAAUGCACUUGAAGUUUACACACAUUUUAUUAAGUAGUAUGCUAUUGCAUAAUCUAGUACACUAUAGUUUGGCAAAGUUAAGUAUCAUAAAGUUAAUGUAGUAUAGUUACUCGUGUUUACUGUACUGUAGUUUGGUUUGGUGUGGUGUGAAAGUGUAUAAAGUAUAGUACAGUUUAAUGUCAUUUAGUAAAGGUAAGUGAAGUAUUUUAUCGUAUAGUAUUGUUUAGUUUUCUAUAGAAAGUACAGUAAAAUACAGUAUGGCAGUGUAAAAUACAGUAGGAUAUAGGUUAAUAAAGAGAAGUUUUGUAUAGACAAGUAUAGCAUAGUGAGGAUAAGUCAAGUAUUGUGUUGGUUAAUAGUAAAGUUCAGUGAAAUAUAGUUUAGUAAAGGUUAACAUAGUGUUAUUUUGUUUCUUAUUGUAUAGUUAAGUAAAGUAUUGGUUAGUUAUAAAUGUUUAGUCAUGUAUAUUAGUAAAGUAAAGAUACAAUAGAGUAUAGUUGUGCUUUAUAGUAUAGUAUAAUAUAGUAUAGUACAGUAUAGUAUAUAAUAGUAUGGUAUGAUAUGGUAUGGUAUGGUAUAGUAUGGGAUGGGAUAGUAUGGGAUACUAUAGUAUAGUAUAGUAUGGUAUGGUAUAUUGUAGUAUAGUAUUGUAUAGUAUGGGAUGUAUAGUAUAGUAUAGUAUAGUAUCGGAUAGUAUGGGAUAGUAUAGGAUAGUAUAGUAUGGGAUAGUAUAUUAUAGUAUCGUUUAAUAUAGUAUAGUAUCGGAAAGGAUAGGAUAGGAUGGUGUAGCACAGGUGUACUAGAUUAUACUGUAGUUUUGUAUUGUAUAAUAAAUGUAGUAUUGCAAAGUCGAGUAUAUUUAUGUUAAGUACAGUUAAGUAUAGGACAAUAUUGUAUAGCUAUAUUUACUACAGUAUAGGUCAAUUAAGUCUAGAUCAGUCUAGUGUGACAUAGCAUAGUAAAGUAUAGUAUUGUGAGGAUUGAUAUUGCACAGUAGAGUUUUGUGUGAUUUGGUUUAGUACAGGAAAGAAUAGUAGAGGAUGGCAUAACAUACUAGUCUCAUGAAACACUAGUAUUUUGUAGUUUAGUAUUGUACAGUUGAAGUUCGUAUAAUAUAGCAAAGUGUAGUCUGGAAUAGUCUAGUGGAGAGCCAGAAAUGAGAGUCAUUUAUAUGAAUAUGUUUCCUGUCUGAUGUCGCCCUCUCCCGUGUGCAGGUGCGCUCCUUGGAGGCAGCUAACAGGAAGCUGGAGCUGCAGAUCAGAGAGUACUAUGAGAAGAGAUCACCGACAGUUUCCAGAGACUUCACCGCCUUCUUUGCUACUAUCAGUGAUCUCCGAGCUCAGGUACACAGGCUCACGUUUUACUGUUACAUUUUUUUUCUGCUGCUCACAAAACUGACUCAUAAGUAAACUGACUGUUUAUCUGUUUAUACCCUUUAUAGAUCAUGAUGAAAUAUGCAGACAAUCAGAAAAUCCUCCUGCAGAUUGACAACGCAAGACUGGCAGCUGAUGACUUUAAAAUGAAGUGUGUUUACAUCCCUCUUUCCCAACACAGAAAUUACAAAUACAUUCUCAACUUUUUCAUUUUGUUUGGAAAGAUUUGAGUUUAUUUGACUUGAAGAUCAUUUACAGUCACAAAAACAACAGAAAGAAGAAGACAGAGGCAAAUUUUUAUGACUUAAAUCACAAAAUCUCCAUCUGUCUCUUGAAGGUUUGAGACAGAGCUGAACAUGCACAACAUGGUAGAGGCAGAUGUGGCCCGUCUCAGGGGGGUCCGGGACAGCCUGACCCUGUCUAUCGCUGACUUGGAGGUGCAGAUUGAAGGUCUCAAAGAGGAGCUGGCCUAUAUGAAGACUAACCAUGAAGAGGUGAGAGCCAAUCAGAGCCACAGAAAGUUCUCUGUGUGGGGUUUAAACAUACUAAAUAGUGUUACAGCAGGGAAGCUGGUUUCUGUGACAACAUGAGGCGCCCUCUGCUGGUAUUGGCUGGUACGGCAAACAGCUAUUGUGCAAAGAACUCAUUUACAAAAGCAUUUCUCAUGUCCAAAUUGCAGGAGAUGUGCCAGCUGAGGAUCCAGCAGACAGGUACCGUGAAUGUGGAGGUAGACAGUGCAGCUUCUGUUGAUCUAAACAAGGUUCUGGAGGAGAUGAGAGAGCAGUAUGAAGCCGCGGCAAUAAAGAACAAGCAGGAGCUCGAGAAAUGGUUCCAAGCAAAGGUGAGGCAUGAGAAAACAAAUCAUUUAAAGCAGUAUUUUCAGAAAGUAACGAUUUGUUUUAGCUGUGAGUGUGGAUUUAUUUUGUUUUUGUUUUUGUGUGUAAAAAGAUGGAAACUCUCCAGAAUGAAAUCUCCGUAUGCUCCAAAGAGGUGAAGACGUACAGCUCAGAGCUGUCCGAGCUGAAGAGGACCUACCAGAGUUUGGAGAUCACUCGUCAGGGCAUCAUCACAGAGGUACAUCACAGAUAAUGUAAUACUUUGUGAUAUCAUACAAAAUAUACAACUCUUAGUUGAGAACCACUGAGCUAGAGUGUGUUAUUUGAAAGAGGAUUAGGGCCACAAGGAAGAGAAAAAAUGAUUACAGGAGGAAGAUUUUUUUACAUUUUCAUUUCGAGAUUAAAGUCAAAAUAUAAAUAAAUCGUAAUGAGAAAAAAUAAAAAUUUUAAAUUCUCGAAAUUUCAACAAUUUUCAUGACAUCUCAACAUUUUAUAAUCUCAAAAUGUCGACUUCAAUCUUGAAAUUCCAAUUUUUGAUCUUGAAAUUUUAACUUUAUUGACAUAAUUUAGAUUUUUAAUCUGAAAUUCCGACUUUAAUCUUGAAAUUCCGACUUUAAUCUCCUUCCUGUAAUUAUUUUUUUUCUGGUCAUGUGGCCCUAAUCCUCUUUCGAGUUAUCGCUCAUAACAAAGUAAGCAGUGUUGUGAAUUAAGUGUAUAGAGUUUCCCAUCAGGUAGGAGGUGCACCUGUUUUCUGUUAUCACUCACAGCUGUCCAUCUGCGUUGUAGAUCCAAUGCCGGCAGCAGAACCUGGAGGAGUAUAAAAGUCGGUACAGCAUUCAGCUCAGCCAGCUGCAGGCGAGCAUCAACAUGCUGGAGACGGAGCUGCAGCAGCUCAGAGUCUCCCUGGAGCAUCAGCAGGGCGAGUACAACCUGCUGCUGGACAUCAAGAUGAGGCUGGAGCUAGAGAUCGCAGAGUACAGGAGGCUGCUGGAGGGAGAGCUGCAUGAGAAGAAGCAAUAUGAAGAAAAGAAGUGAGAGAUUUAAUAUUUUACACCCUCUAUAACUUUCUGUCUCAACCCAGAAGAAUAACAGAUAAAUGAUUGACAAAUUUUCCUCUCAUAGGGUGUUGGUCAUCACAAAAGUUGAGGAGAAAGUUGAAGGUAGGAGUCCUGAUCAUUCGCUGAAUUAUAUCUCUUAUACUUCAGACACAUCCUUCAUCUUUGUUUGUUGUCUUCUCUGCAGAGCAUAAACCCCACAUAGAGAGAAGGGUGAAGACCAUCGUGGAGGAGAUCAUUGAUGGAAGGGUGGUAUCAUCCAGUGUUGACACCGAAGUUACGGAUAUUCAGUAACACUCCUGCUGCUACUGAACACACACCCUCGUCUCCUUUAAUCCUGCCUGAUGAAUAGAUUUCUGUAGUCAGCUGUUUCAAAUUCUGAACAAACUAAAACAUGUUUAAAAAACUGUUUUCUGGGACUUUCCAUCUUUUUCUUUUCAUUCUAACAAUAAAGUGAAUCCUACAGGAGAUUAUAUUUUGUUGAUGGAUGCUCUUUUGAGUCAAAAUGAGUCCAUUAUAUGAUUGAAAGCCAUGAGCAAAGAUAAAGAGAAUUGUGAUACAUACAACAAAGUUGGCAAUGAGUUCAGAAAUGAGUUUAUUACUUAUAUUUGAACAAUUUCGAGUUUAUUUACAAUAUUUGUGCAAAGAUUUGGAAUAAUUGCAAAUAAGACUGUCACAGCAGGUGUUAAAUAAAG